Molecule: messenger RNA, 7919 nt
Organism: Podarcis lilfordi (Lilford's wall lizard)
Lineage: Eukaryota; Metazoa; Chordata; Lepidosauria; Squamata; Lacertidae
Source: the annotation of a GenBank genome assembly
CGCACCUACGUGCUUGCGUAGCCACGGCCCCUCCCAACCAGGCGCCUUCCCCGUCGCCUCUCUCAAUAUGUCCGCAGAACGGAAGCGGGCCUUGCGGUCCCUCCUCUUCCGGAAGCAGCUGUCAGGGUGAUCCGCUCAGAGGGCGCAAGAUGGCAGCGGCCUCUGUGACCGUGGCGGCGGCGGCGGCGUUGGCGGCUGAGCGGGCGGCGGGCGCGUCCUUAUCCUUUCGGCGAGGCCCGGCGGGGGCGCUGCGGUUGCUGCAGGUGAGCGAGACCGGAGUGUCCGGGAGGGGAGGGGCUCCGCAGCGGUUGGCCUCGGGAGGCGGCUAGUCCUCAGUGAGGAAGAGGAGGAAGGUGCCGGCCAGUCCUGUCCUCCGCCCUCCUGGCUCCGAGGAACGUGGCUGCCUGGGCGGCUGGGUCCGACCCUGGAGGCUUUUGCCGAGGGAGCAACAGAAGCGGCGUCCUCCCAAUUUAAAAUAUAUCUUCAAAAAUAUUGUAAUAUUAAAGACUGUUAGAAAGAUGUCGGAAAAAGAAAAUUUAGGCAGUUUUGGUAGAUAUGACAUUAAGGAUUAAGCAAAAAUGAGUUGAUGAAAUUGAUGAAACAGAGGAUGUUUAAUUAUAAUAUUUUAAAUUAAAAUACGUAAAUGAAAAUAAGGUUGGAAGGAUUUGCUGGAAAAAAUGAUCUGAACUAGAAUACAAAAUUGGGAGGUGAGAGGAGGUCAAGGAAAUAAGUAAAGGGAAAAAGUUAUGUAAAGGUUUAAUUUGUUUUUGUUUUAAUUUAAUUUAAUGUAUUUUUAUAUUUCUUGUCUUGCUUAUUGUUCUCAUUUUUCUUUUUACUUUGCUCUGUUAUGGAAAAAAAUUUUUUUUUGUAUUUCUUUUUAUAUUUUGUACUGUUUUUUUCUCUUUUUGUAAUCUUAAACUUGGAAUAAAUAUCAUUUUCAAAAAAAAAAAACAGAAGCAGCGUCCUCCUGGCCGCCCAUAGCUGUCAAGGUUUCCCUUCUUUUAAGGGAAAUUCCCUUAUUCCGAAUAGGAUUCCUUGCAAGUAAAGGGAAAAGUUGACAGCUAUGCGGCCGCCCCGCUCCCCAUCUUCAUUCCUGACCGCUGUAGCCGGAGGGGCGGAUGGGGACUCUGCUUGCAGCGGCGAGGGGCUGGAGGGGCAGAGGCUGAUGCCUGGGCUGCCAAAUUGAGUAAAAUUUGGAGGGGGCAUUGAAUGGCAGUGUUCAUCGACUUGGGGGGAGGAAGUGAAGGGCCCUUGGCCCCUAGGAGUUGGCUCCUAUGUCUCCACUCUCAAAUGGGGGGAAGCACCCACCACCAAAUGCUACGGACAGCUGCGGCAACGGGGAGGAGAGAGCAGCAGCUGUAGUCUGCCAGGCAAUGGAGGAGGGCAAGGGGCCCCUACCAACUGUGUCUGCAUUGCUUCAAGUGAGGCACCCUCAGUCCAAGUCCCCCCACCUGUAGUGCAAAAGAGACAUCAUGUUGAUGGUAGUAAACUCUGGCUGGCCCCAAGCGCACCCUUGUCUCAGAAAUGAAACUGUUUGUCCAGCUGUGCAUGCCUCUUGCUCAGGUCUCAGGUCUCCUUUCCUUCUUCCCUGGUGUACAGGUUUGCCGCAGGGCACACGCAGCAGCAGCUGCCGCCGCCGCUCCUGACACACAGACAGCCACCCGCAUUAAGAAGUUUGCAAUAUAUCGGUGGAACCCGGACAACCCCGGGGAGAAACCUCGUAUGCAGACAUAUGAAGUUGAUCUGAACAAGUGAGUAGUGCUUUGAAGAAGGGGCUGGGCAAGACCCCUCUGUCCUCCGCCAAGGGAUGUUGCCCACCCUUGGGUGCUCCUGUGCAUCAUGUUAUACAAUUAUAACAUGUUACACAACAAUUUAUAUGUUAUGUAACAAUUAUAACAUGUUAUGCAAUACACACACAGCCAGGAGUAUACAUACAUAAAUGCAUAAUCCCAAAUAUCUCCUUUUGCCUUCAAAUAAAAUGGCAUCCAUCUCUAAAUCAUAAGAAUGAAACGAAAACACAGAACAAGUCCAAGGCCAAGUUUAGCUUGUGGUCAACCCCAGAGACCCUCUCCAGUCACAUAGCAGGAAAUUCUUCCUGAGGAAGUGGACUUGUCAAAAGAGCCAAUAUCUAUGUAUAAAAGAAAAAGGUCCUUUACAAUAGAUUCUGGUGUCAAGGUAUCCACCAUUUCAGGCCAGGCCAGGAAGGGCAAUUAUCAGGUAUUGUCAGCCAUCUUGAUUGACAGACUUGUCAUGUAUCUGUGAUGUUUUGGGGUGGUCUUUCUGUAAAAGGGGGGUGAAUACUUUCUGAGGUUUUAAAAGAUGUUACACACCUUUGCUUGGGGCUUCUCACCUCUCUCACAAGGCGGGGUAGCGGGGAGGGACUCUGUUUGCAAACGGAACGGCCAAUAAAGAAAAGGCAGCCUUGCUUUCUACUGCCUGGUCUUUCCUCCAUUUUCGUUUAUUUCUUUGACCAACAAGGCCAUCCAUUGAGGGAGGGGAGGGCUGUAUAGCAAUUAUAACAGUGCAAUCAGUGGCAGCAAGCAAAGGGCGUUGGUAUCAGGUGUUGAGGCACAAAAAUGAAGGUGCCUUCAGUUUGGUAACCCAAGAUGGAGGCAUUCAUCAGAGCAUGGGAAAAUUGUAGCAGGCACCUUCAGCAGGGCCACACGUUAAGUCAGGCCAACUUAGCACACAGAAAUGUAGCUUGCCUCCAGUUGGACUUCGCUUCAGAGCAGCCACUUCCUGCUUUUCAAAAACAUGUGAAUUACUGCUGCUAGCAAGUGACCUGGCAUCAUAUUUGGUGGCUUGGACAGGUUGUGACCUUGCUGUGGUAAUGCAGUGACAUCUUUCUUCUGUUUUAACCCAUUUCCUUUGCUUUAAGAACACACUGUGGAGAGUGUGUAGUGGGGGGCCCAUAUAAGGAAGGAGAGCAGUGGACUUAGAGAUGAGCAGAGAACUUGGUAUUUCUCUUUCUAGAUGUGGACCGAUGGUUCUUGAUGCCCUGAUCAAGAUUAAGAAUGAAAUGGACUCCACCCUGACCUUCCGCAGGUCUUGCAGAGAAGGUAAACUUGUGCCUUGUUUGCUGUCUUCUGGGAAGCCCAGGUGGGCUCAGGUGAACGAUGGUCAAGGCAAGGCCCACCUCCUACCUGUUCACACUUUCUGCUGUCAGAGCAUUUGAGCAACUUGAUUUAGAUUGGCCUAAAUGGGAGAGAGUCACCUCUCUCCAUGACCUGCUAAAACCUUGUGAAGAGGCCAAAUUCUGAAACACAUGGCAGCUUUUGCAAGUUUUGAGGUUGAGAUGGUUAAACCUGUCUAACAAGAUUUAGGAAUCAGAAUUGCUUAAAAGAUUAAUGGUUGAAUCCAGCUAAGUUUUACUCAGCAUAGGCCCAUUGCAGUUAAUGGACCUAAGCUGAUAAUGAGCAUUAAUUUUCAUGGGGCUACUCUGAGUAGGACUAACUCCUAUCAGCUUCAGCAUCGUCUGACCCCAUGGCCAUGACCGAGGCUGAUGAUAGUAGCUGUAGUCAAAAACAGUGGUUUUCAAUUCUAAAGCCAUGGGCUUUUGAAAAUGUUGAUAUCUCUAUGGUAAUUAUUGUAUGUGAAUGCUGCCAUCGACCUCCUGGGUGGGUUAUGUGGACCCCCUGGGGUGCAUGGACCACCGAUUGGGAAUCUCUGGUAUAAAACUUAUGGAAGGCAUCAGGUUGAGGAAAGUAUGCUGGGACAGACCCAUGACUGCCCAGGAAAAAAGGCUUUGGAUAUAACCCCAAAGCUCUUUGGGACAGGCGUUCUCUGUUGUUUAUAAUUAGAUCUGUAAUUGGUAUACAUAACGUGGCUAUAAAUAGCUCUGUUUAAUAACAUGCUCUCUCCGCUUAGGCCUGUUGUAAAACAAGAAGCAAACAAAUGCUGAAAGAGUUUGCACUAUCUCUUCAAAUUGCCACAAGAUUAACUGCUUUUUAAGAGGCUUUGUGGAAAGAGAAGCAAUGCUUCCUUUUGAAAAAUUAAAACAGCUUUGAUGUGAGGAUCUUAGAUGUAGGAAGGUGGAGAUUUUGAGUAGGACCAGGGAAGCGUCUUAGUUCAGUGGCAGAACAUCAGCUUUGCAUGCAUAAGGUCCCAGGUUCGGUCCCCAGCAACUCUGUCAGUCUGAGAGAGACCCCUGCUGUUGUGCUGAUAAUGAGAGCCAGUGUGGUGUAGUGGUUAAGAGUGGUAGUCUCGUAAUCUGGGGAACCGGGUUCGCGUCUCCGCUCCUCCACAUGCAGCUGCUGGGUGACCUUGGGCCAGUCACACUUCUCUGAAGUCUCUCAGCCCCACUCACCUCACAGAGUGUUUGUUGUGGGGGAGGAAGGGAAAGGAGAAUGUGAGCUGCUUUGAGACUCCUUAAAGGGAGUGAAAGGCGGGAUAUCAAAUCCAAACUCUUCUUCUUCUUCUUCUUCUUCUUCUAAUGAAUCCAUGGCCUGACUUGAUGUGAGGCAGCUUUCUGUAUUCCUAUGGCGGGAGGCAGUGAACCGCUGGCCCUGUUGUGACUUGUCCUCUCCUUGUCCUAGGCAUCUGUGGCUCCUGCGCAAUGAACAUUGGUGGAGGCAACAGUUUGGCUUGUACCACGAAGAUUGACACUGACCUUGGCAAGGUCGCCAAAAUAUACCCUCUCCCACACAUGUAUGUGGUGAAGGAUCUUGUACCAGUAAGUUCACACCUUCUUUGUAGCCCAGUUGGCAGAAGGUAUUGUUAUUUCUUUGGAAACAGGAAAACUAAGGAAAUAUAGCAGAAUGUAUCGGGGUGCCAAGUUUUUGUCUCUGAGAUGGCCCCCUGCCCUUGUACGGGGGUGAGGGGCUCUGAGACGUAGGGGGCUGUCCAACUGAGCCCAGCCUUUGCCCCUUCUUGAGUCCGUUGCACUCAAUAAAUGUUUUUUUCCAUUCCAGGACUUGAGCAACUUCUAUGCCCAGUACAAAGCCAUCCAGCCGUAUUUGAAAAAGAAGGAUGAGUCCAAGCAAGGCAAAGAGCAAUACCUCCAGUCCAUAGAAGAUCGGGAGAAGCUGGUCAUUACUCCUCUUUUCUUUUCAUUCUGCUUCAUUGGUGUUUUGGCCUGUCUUAACUUCUUCCCACGGGGAGGCAGCCUCUAGUAUUGGCAGCUGCAGUCUCACCUCCCCGGGUCACCCCCCCUUCCUGUCCUGAGACCCCCAUCACUGAGAGGCCUGCCUGGCUUACUCCACUUCAGGGUUCUGCUCCUCCACUGUCAGAGGAAGCCCUCUCUUGUCCCUGCUUAAGAAGUGCCUCCAGGAACUGAACCCACGACAUUGUGCACCAAGCCCCUGCCACUAGUUUUUAUGGGCACCUAAGAAGAGCCCUGAAGCAGGAUCAGACCCAUCUUGCCCAAUAUCCUCUCUUCCUGUGGGGCAUCUUCAAGCAGGACAGGAGCACACACCACUCUCUGGCCCUUUGGUCCCCAGCAAUUGGCACACGAAGGCUUCUUACCUCUGGCAAUGGAAGUACUGCAUAACCGUAGCUAUCAAAAGCCUUGUCCUCCUCAGUGAAUUUGUCUCAAUCCCCCUUUCAAGCCGUGAAUCUGCCCCACCCCACCUCAGCCUCUCUUUCUGCCCAGGAAGUUGUGCAUCCUUCAUUUUGCUGAGUGGCAGCAGCUGCUGCUGCUCUGGCCUUCGAGGCUGAGGUAGUCUAGGAGAUGAAAAUGGCCUCCUUUUCUCAAGGAGUCCUGCCUGCUCACUCGGAGGCAAAGCUGAGUUGCCUGGGGCAGUUGGGCAGGGGUCUGCACAUCGAGCCUGGCUAAAAGACUGGUGCAGUUCUUAGCGGAGAGGUGGAACCCCCUCUCCCGCUUCAUGCCCCCAAGUGGCCUCCUUCAGCAGAUCACUGACCUUCCUCCCCUUGAAGGGUCUUACAGGAGCCUUUGGGGCAAACCGAGGGUGGCUCAUCUUCAAAGGUCCUUCAGCCUGGAGCCAGGUGGGAGGAGGGCAGUUCCAUUAUGGCGGAGCCUGGAGCCAGGCAGGGGAUCUCCAUGCCAAACAUCCUCUCCCUUUCCUGGAGGGACAUGUAGUGAAACAGGAGCUGCAGUUGCUGCACACAAGCUGUGACACACACACACACACACACACACUGCACAAUUCUUGACUUACAGACUUGCCAUUUGAUGUGAUGACAGUGGUACCCCGUCUUGGGUGGUUUCAGAAGACCUCUAAGUGGCAUUUCAGUGGCCCUGUCAGUGGCUGCUCCUUGCCACUGCAGUUUGGGAGGGAGCUUUCCGUGUUUCAAGGCAGUGCACCCCUGAAAACCACUUGCUAGGGAACAAACUGGAAUUGUGGCAGCCCACCAAGUGCCCUUCCCCUGCUUUUGUUCACUUCACCGGUGGUUGUCUGGGUGGAUUGGGACCCACACAAGGUGUUCCUCUGGUGGGGCUACGCUUCAUUUUCCCUCAUGGCAGAUGCUAAAUAGUCCUUUGACUCUGUGGCUCCUCUUUUGCUCCCUGCCAGGACGGGCUAUACGAAUGCAUCCUCUGUGCCUGCUGCAGCACCAGUUGCCCCAGCUACUGGUGGAACGGAGACAAGUACCUGGGCCCCGCUGUGCUCAUGCAGGUAAAAAGACCAGAGGUGCCCACUGGCUGCCAGGGUGGGGAAGCCCAGAACUCAAUCCAUUGCCAGUGGGCCAGGAAGACUCCUGCCAAUCAUCAGUGGGGUAUGAGGGGAGGGGAGGACCAGGUAUGGGGAGAUGCUCAGUGGUUCUCAGGUUGAAGGAGGGAGAGGCUGUGAUGGACAGGAGCCAGGGAAUGUGUUUCUGGUGGGCCAGCAGGUGGGUGCAGAAGACCCUGGAAAGAGAAGGGGGCGUCAGCUGAAUGGGCAAAAGAUGUCAUGGUGAAAGGCAGAGGGAGGGGGAAGGAGGGUCAGGCAUUAGGGAGACCCCUGGGCAUGUAAGCCCCUCUUCUGUGCAAGCAUUCACACCCAGCACCCUCUUUUUCUGUCUUCCAGGCUUAUCGUUGGAUGAUUGACUCCCGGGACGAUUACACAGAGGAGCGCCUAGCUCAGCUGCAGGACCCCUUUUCCCUAUACCGUUGCCACACCAUCAUGAACUGCACAAAGACCUGCCCCAAGGUGAGGGCUCUCCCCCCUCACCCCGCCAGCACAGUCCACACUGGGGGAAUGGAGGGGAGGGAAGAACCUGCAGUCGUUUCUCUCCCCCUUCCCCCAGGGGCUUGGCCAGAAAUGCUAUUGGGACACUUUGAGAAGGACAUUGGGAUGCUUCUGGCUCCAUGUGAGUCCAGCAGGUACUGACUGUGCGGCUGUUCUGGGCUUGUUUAUGCAGGCUGCUCUGCUGUGUUUUCUUGGGGGCAGCCUCUGGAAAUGGGUGACUCAGUCCAUGUGGGUCAGGGGCAGAUGGUGGCCAGGAUGGGGAACUCGGGGUGUUGCUGCACUCCCAGCAGCCCCAUCAUGCCAGUCAGCAGGGUUGGUGGUCAUGGACUUCUGCAGGUGAGAAUCAUAUUCCAGCAGCACCUUGAGGGCUCUUGUCUCUCCCCGUCUGCCAGUUAUCGUGCAAAGGGAUGAAGGGAGCUCCCUACCUGCUGCCACAUUUCCAUUUGCCUCUUGGAUGAGCAGAUGUUGCCUUCUUGUGUUGGACUUGGCAAUGGGGUUGCACUAGCAGUUGAAGGACUUUCUCCACCUUUCCUGUUCUUGUUUCAGGGGCUGAACCCUGGAAAAGCGAUUGCUGAGAUCAAGAAGAUGAUGGCCACCUACAAGGAAAAGGCAGCCAGCGCCUGACAUCCCUUCAGGGCCUUUGCUUCUCAGCUCCACUUACCCUGCCCCUUGCCGGAAGUUAGCUAACUUAUAUUUGCGGUGUCAGGCCCUGCCCGGUUUAUGUGGGUUUUCUCCACGGGCAUUCAUGUACGAUGAAAGCUUGCAAGGAUUAAUAAAAGUCAUUAGCAAAUCUCU